AUGUUUUUGUGCCAGAGAUAUACCUCAGGUGUCAUUAGAUUCCCUUUGGCAAGUGGAUAUGCUUACAGAAGUAAACAAUUUUACCAUAUUGGUCGUACACUUCUGAAUGAAUCAAAUAGUUCCUUGUUUGGGGGAUUGACGAAAAAGGUGAAUUUGAAUGACGACGAUCCAAGCAAAAUAUCAAACAGAAUGGCCAUUGCGGCAGAUGUUGAGAACGCCGAGGAUGGCGAAGAUGGUAAAAUCAGAGAUUCUAUCACAGUUGAUAAUGAUACACUGCUACAGAAGUAUAUACAGUCCAGCCAACAGUCAGAGAAACUGGCGCAUAAGCUUUUACUAUCACCGCUGAAAAGAAAGCUCUAUCAAGCCAAUUGCACUUUGAAUGGUGGAUUUUAUAAGAAGGACUCCGUAGUAACAUUGCCAGGAUCUCAAGAAAAGUUCAAGUUAAAAUUGACGCGAGAAGAAAUUGAUGUAUUAGAGCCAUCCGUUUAUGUUAAAUCUUACAGAAUUAAGUCAUCUAUGAAGAAAGCUACCGUUUUACUUAGGUUACUGAAUGGGCUCGAUGCUAAGAAGGCACUUACUCAAUGCCAUUUUUCCCCUAAGAAAAUUGCUCGUGAAGUAGCGGAGCUCCUGGAAAGAGGAAUAAAAGAUGGUGAAAAGUUGGGAUUAAAUCCAGAUGACUUAUACAUAUCUCAGAUAUGGACUGGAAGUGAUGGACGCUGGCUCAAAAGGAUGGACUAUAAAGCCAGAGGUAGAAUAGGUAUUAUAACACAUCCCUACGUCCAUGUUAGAUGUAUUUUGAAAUCAAAGAGUGUAACCAAAAAAAGACUAGCUUACGAGUCUCAAGUAAAAGAACAAAGGAAAAAACCAUGGGUACAACUAGCGGAGAAACCAAUUAGAGGAACACCUGGAGGUGCAUAUAAAUGGUGA
This is a messenger RNA of Zygotorulaspora mrakii, 927 nucleotides long. RefSeq names its product mitochondrial 54S ribosomal protein uL22m (gene MRPL22). Bases 1 to 927 code for a protein of 308 amino acids. Lineage: Eukaryota; Fungi; Ascomycota; Saccharomycetes; Saccharomycetales; Saccharomycetaceae. The transcript has a single exon. Gene Ontology annotation, biological process: ribosome assembly; translation. Gene Ontology annotation, cellular component: mitochondrial large ribosomal subunit; ribosome. Gene Ontology annotation, molecular function: structural constituent of ribosome. The record is from RefSeq and is a predicted model, not a curated record.